AUGGUACUUUAUGAGCUAUUUUUAAUUUGAUACGUCGCGAUGGUCCAUCCAUGGUUCAUUUCACGUCAUUGCUAUUUGUGGAAAUGAGUAAAAAUGUUGCCGUGUAUUUUUCUAAAUUUAGAAACUGAACUGUUUCACCAUGCAAUACCAAGGUCACUCUACCUAAGGUCACUCUACCUAAGGUCACUAUACCAAGGUCACUCUACCUAAGGUCACUGGUUAAUGUAGAAAAAAUGUCUAAAAAUUGAUAUUUGUCUAUACAUUUCUAAACAGGACAAGGCAUAUCCCACUGAUGAUCAAGGGUGGGCAAGACAAUACCUCUUCAGAGCCAGGCAUUCUAGCUGGGCAAAUCAAUACAGUUGACCCCCUUUGUUAAUUGGACUUGAACUCUCUUGCACGGCUAUGUAUGAAUUUGGUUCUAAUUGUUUAGGAAUAUGUUACAUCUGAAGGUAUAAUUGUGACAAACAGAAUCUUUGUUGGAAGUAUUCCAGAUUGGGUAAGAUAACUUUCAUACUCACAAUACAAUCAAAUACCAACAUCUCUAUGGAACUAAAUUUGAUCGUGCAUACUUUUGCCUAGUACUAGACAAUUUUACUUGCCAAAGGGAGAGGUUGCCAAUAAGUCAUUCCAGAAAACAUCCAUACCUCUCCCCCAUAGAGGAAAUUGGAAGUGUUAACACCCCCUGAGGUUCUAAUUAACUUACUAUAAUUAGAAAAAAAUGUUUUCUCCCCUCCUCCGGAUGGCAGAAAUUUCCUCUGUGGGGGAAGGCUGGAUCUUUUCUGGAAAGACCCAAUGGGUUAAUUGUACAAAAUACCUGUUUUGUUUGUGUAGAUGUGUGAAAACAAGUUGCACCUUGCUUUUCAAGACCUUGACUUUAACGUUCAGGAUACGAGAAUUGUAGUUGACAUGAGAACAGGACGGAAGAAAGGGUAAUAGUGUUGAUAAGAUGUGCUGUAGACAUGCAUGGUGUUGUUAUUCGAAUUUACUUAUAUAAAUGCUCUAUAUUUCAGCUAUGGAUUUGUAACAUUUUACGAUGCCAAUGAUGCAGUGGAACUUGUUAAAAAGGUUGGUAGAGCUGGUUCGAUAUUGUAAAAUGAACCUAAACUGUACAUCUACAUGCAAUUAAGAUUCCCUAAUACAAAUAGGAAAAUCACCUGGCAUUAGACAGGGUAAAAUAACAAAGUAGCUAGGUGCAUUGCCACUUAAAGGGUUAAUACUUUUAUCAUUUUAUUGGGGUCUCAUAUUUCCAUUUCCAUGGACUUAAUGUGCUUGCAGGGUUUUGUUCUUACUAAGGAUGGUGUGAAACUGAAAGUUGAUACAGCUGUUCGAAAGAAGGUAAAUUUGUCCCGAGGCUCUUACAUCAAUUCCAAGACUGUACUGAGAUACUUAUUCAAUUAUAUUUCUACUAGUUUUAUUCAACUAUAUUUCUGCUAAUUUUAGGGUUUGCAACUUCGAUUACAAAGGGAGAAGAAGUUUUUUGAGAGUAAGUAUUAAUUUUUAAUGUUAGGACAACACAAUUUGUUAUUGAAUGGUACCUCUCCCACAGAGGGAAAUGGGAUGUUAAACAUCUCCCCUCACAAAUUCCAUUACCAAAGGACUUUUAUUGUCUCUAGGAGUAGGUGCAAUGAAUCAGACGUACAAUGUCAAUAAUGCGAUGACUGGUCUUUACCCAACAGAAGCCAUCCAGACACAGGCAAGAAAGAAAGAUGCAAUGUAUUUCACCCAAAUUUGUCAUAACUGGCACUAG
Molecule: messenger RNA, 1747 nt
Organism: Paramuricea clavata
Lineage: Eukaryota; Metazoa; Cnidaria; Anthozoa; Malacalcyonacea; Plexauridae
Source: the annotation of a GenBank genome assembly